Molecule: messenger RNA, 1554 nt
Organism: Triticum dicoccoides
Lineage: Eukaryota; Viridiplantae; Streptophyta; Magnoliopsida; Poales; Poaceae
Product: noroxomaritidine synthase 1-like
Exons: 1
Coding region: 13-1554 (513 amino acids)
Molecular function (GO): oxidoreductase activity, acting on paired donors, with incorporation or reduction of molecular oxygen; iron ion binding; monooxygenase activity
Source: RefSeq, a predicted model, not a curated record
CCACUGAUCACAAUGUCAAUUCUGCUCUCUCAAGAGCUGCUCAUCUCCACAGUACUAGUGGUACUUGGUUCCCUGUACUGCUUGUACUUGAGGGCUAGUUCUAGAUCAAAGAACCAAUCAGUGCUCCCCACAAAUUGGCCAAUACUCCACAUGUUCCCUUCCUUUGUCUCCAACCUCCACAACUUGCAUGACUAUUUCACCCUAGUCCUUGCUGGAUCCGGCCAUAGCUUCAGGGCGCAUGGCCCUCCUGGCACCAGGAUGCGGUUCUUCAUCACAUGCGACCCUGCCAAUGUCCGACACAUCUUCACAACCAAUUACGCCAACUUCCCCAAGGGCACGAGGUUUGCCGAUACAUUCGACAUCAUGGACGGCAGCCUCUUCACCAUUGAUGGUGAACCGUGGCGUCGGCAGCGCGCCAAAGUCAAGGGCUUGCUUGGUAGCCCGCGACUAGUAGCCAAUAUGGUGGCUUGCUGCUGUAGCAAGGUGGAGAAUGACCUCCUCCCGUUGUUUAGCCACAUGUCAAGCACAGACACUCCAUUUGACAUGCAACAUCUGAUGUCUAGGUUAAUGUUUGACCUGGCUGCUAUGCCUCUCUUCGGCGUUGAUCCUGGCCUCCUAUCAUCGGAAAUGCCACCCAUGGAUGUUGCGGUUGCCAUGGACACAGUCAUGGAGGUGGGAUGUUUUCGGCACAUGAUGCCGUCUUCUUUCUGGAAACUGAUGAGGUGGUUAAACAUUGGUCCUGAGCGAAAGCUCAAUGCGGCGCACACACUGCUACGAAGGUUCAUCAAGGAGAUGAUGGAGAGGAGGAAGAUCAAGACGGGGCAAGUUAAUAAUGAUGAUGAAGAAGAGGGUGUGGAUAUUGUAUCUUCCUUCCUCGAUGACCCAUACUACGCUAAUGAUGACUUGUUUCGUGCUAUCAUCAUUGGUUACAUGCUCGCUGCAAGGGACACAGUUGGAACGGCCCUGACAUGGAUCUUCUACUGCCUCGCCCAGAACCCUAACAUUGUGUCAAUCAUGCGCAAUGAACUCUCACCGAUUGCAUCACACAAAGUAGUAGCUGGUGUUGGCACUAUGGUGAUAUUUGAGCCGGCUGAGACCAAAUCUUUAGCCUAUGUUAGGGCUGUGUUGUAUGAGACUCUCAGGUUGUACCCGCCGGCACCUACUGAGCUCAAGACGGUGGUCGCCGACGAUACAAUGCCGAGUGGCCAUGAGGUGCAUGCCGGCGAUGCCAUCUUUAUUUCUCUCCAUUCCAUGGGGAGAAUGGAAGGCAUAUGGGGUAAGGACUGUCUCGACUAUAACCCAGAUAGGUGGCUCUCGAAGGAUCGCAACAGUCUGAGGUAUGUACCAUCUCACAAGUUCUUGGCCUUCAACUCAGGGCCAAGGAUGUGCCUCGGUAAGGACAUCGCGGUCAUGCAGAUGAUGACGGUCGUCGCCUCAACACUAUGGAACUUUGAUGUGCAUCUGUUGGAAGGGCAAAGCAUCGAGCCCAAGGCAUCUUGUAUACUAGAGAUGAAAAACGGGCUUAUGGUUAAGCUGAAGAAGCGAGACGUGUAA